Molecule: messenger RNA, 1161 nt
Organism: Photinus pyralis (common eastern firefly)
Lineage: Eukaryota; Metazoa; Arthropoda; Insecta; Coleoptera; Lampyridae
Exons: 2
Coding region: 191-973 (260 amino acids)
Source: RefSeq, a predicted model, not a curated record
AAAUUAAAUUGUAAACGUAAAACGUUCCAUUGUGAAUGAAACGAUAACCAUGAUACAAUCGUCCAGCUACGGCGCAAGUAUUGAUUAUCGCGGUAUCAAGUCGAAAGCCAGUCGAGAUAUAAUCUGAGACGCAAUAAGAUAAAAAAGUGAAUAUGUGGGGCAAGAAGUAGCUUUGAGUAUAUUCGUGUGUAUGAACAGUGAUAAAAUAAUGAACGAGGAAGGCGAAGGUAAGGGACCAAGGAAGGAAACAAUCGAGGGGAAGUUGAACGAUGGAUACACAAUUCGGGUGCUGACAUUGACGAGCGUUGUAUUAAUUGUAUUGUGCUCGAUUUUCUGUGCCCGUUCCUCGCCCGAGCGGGAUGUUUUGUCACCAUCGAUUGAUGAACAAAGGAUCGCGCCCCCUCAAAGGAGAAAAUUACGGGUGAUGACGUCGCAGCCAAACUGCACGAUGGAGGAGUACGUUUUGGAUACCUUACGUGAGAUAUCGUCUGAGCUUUAUUUACGGGCGGUUUCGUGCACGCCAGGGGAUGUUAAUGAUUUGCUCAAGCACACGGUGCUCCACGCGAAGAGGCCGGCGGAAGAGACGCGUGGUAAUUCCGUGAUUUAUAUAGCCGUUGGGCUGCUGUUGACGUCGCUGGUGGUGGCCUUCCUCGAUGUGUACAAGGUGAAAGGGAAGCCGUUGAAGAGCAAGCCGCAGCUGACGAAGAGGUGCUCGCUGGCCGACCUUACGGUGUUGAGGCACAGCAGGAGGGAGUCCAUGAAAAAGGAUUCGAUGGUGGAUGACCAUCGCGUCCCGCUGAAGCUACUGGGUGCCAGACCUCCGCCUGACAACAGGAGAUGUUCGGUACCAAUUCAAGCCGGCGACGUAAGCUACGGAAACAUCAGUCCUCGACGGGGUUCGAGGAAAUGUUCCUUGGACGAUGUCUGCCCCGACUACUCGUACACUCGAGUAAGGCUGAUGAGGCGCUUUUAAUUUCCACUCGCCGCUUUGGUGUUACAAUAAUUAUCUUAGCAGCAUUUAUUUCACAUAUCGUGUGUAAUUUUGUGAUGGCAGCUUUUUGCAAAAUUUUUUGAAACCUUUUUGAGCAUUUUAUACAAAAAAAAUUUGUACCUGAUAUGUACCUACAUUUUUUAAGUCUUAAAAAAUGUUUAAACUUAAUU